AUUGAAAAUCAUCUUAUAACAACGCCUAGACUUCAGACCUGACAGGUGAGCGAGGUAAACAACCAGCCGUCGGCCACACCACCACUGAGAGAUGCAGAAGUAUGAGAAACUGGAGAAGAUCGGGGAAGGUACUUAUGGUACUGUGUUCAAGGCCAAGAAUAGAGAAACACAGGAAAUAGUUGCUCUCAAGCGGGUUCGUCUAGAUGAUGAUGAUGAAGGUGUACCUUCAUCAGCUCUCCGUGAGAUCUGUUUAUUAAAGGAGCUCAAGCAUAAGAACAUCGUGCGCCUCCAUGAUGUGCUUCACUCUGACAAGAAACUCACACUGGUGUUUGAACACUGUGAUCAGGAUCUCAAGAAAUAUUUUGACAGCCUCAACGGUGAGAUAGAUCCUGACAUCGUAAAAUCUUUUUUGUUUCAGCUGUUGCGAGGGUUAGAAUUUUGCCAUAGCAGAAAUGUACUUCACCGUGAUCUCAAGCCUCAGAAUCUACUCAUAAACAAGAAUGGUGAAUUAAAACUCGCAGAUUUUGGCUUGGCCCGGGCAUUUGGUAUUCCAGUAAGAUGUUACUCAGCAGAAGUGGUGACUCUGUGGUACCGCCCCCCUGACGUGCUCUUUGGUGCCAAGCUUUAUAACACCUCAAUUGAUAUGUGGUCUGCUGGCUGUAUAUUUGCUGAAUUGGCAAAUGCUGGACGGCCACUUUUCCCUGGGAGUGAUGUUGAUGACCAGGUAAAACGUAUAUUCAAACUUUUGGGAACACCUACUGAAGAAACAUGGCCAGGAAUGACCUCACUGCCUGACUACAAAACAUUCCCACUUUACCAACCCACUAUGACCUUAGCUCAAGUCUGUCCAAAGCUCAGCAGUAAGGGAAGAGAUUUAUUACAGCGACUACUGAUCUGCAACCCUGCUGUAAGAAUGAGUGCAGAAGAUGCAAUGACGCACUCAUACUUUGCCGAUCUCUCCCCGUCCAUCCGCAAUGUGUAGAAUAUGAUCAUCAGUUUGGCCCAUGAGCAUAUAUGAAUGAAUCUUCACCACCUAAAUGUCUGUGUCAAAGAAUGUGUCAUAUGUGUAUACAUUGUAUGGAAAGGGAAUAUACAUAUAUAGAUUUAUCACUUCUUAACUGUACUGACAAAACAAUUUUCUAGCAAUAUUAUUCUUCAGUGGGAGUAAAUUUGAGUAACAGGGACCUACCUGUUUUAUAUAAAUUACCAUGUGUAUCAGUACCUCUUAAUGUACAGUAGUUGUUUAUCAGUAUGGAUAUGAAGGGAAGCUCAUAAGCCAGUUAUUCAUGCUAUUCAUUGUCUUUGGUCUCAGCUUGUACAGUAUGACAUGCUUCUCUACCUGCUAUGAGGGAACAUUUAAAAAUUAAGGCAUCCUGUAAAUGUUUCAUCAGAAUCUUGGUGUCCAACACAACUACCAUAUUUUAUGGCAUAUAAGAUGCACUUUUUUGUCUGAAAAAUAGCUAAGAAAAUCAGCCUGUGUCAUAUAUGUGAAGUUGAGGUCUCCCGUAAGGCAGAGGCAUACUGGGCACUUUCCUCCAAACAUGUUUGGCAAACACGGUCCGGCCAACAAAACAAAGAGAUGUUUUGUUGGCGUGUCUGCCCAAUGCAAUGAAAACAACAACAAAGCAUCCAGAUGAGGAUCGCCAUGGACCCUGUUACUACAGUUGAGGCCUUACCGGAUUGUGCUAUAGUUCUUCAAUUGCUGAAGCAAGUGAGGCGUCUGCAAAGGCUAAAGAAAAGACAAUGGGUGCGUCGUGAGGUUUCUUUAAAAGUGGCGGUGGCUGGCUGGUCAAAGACCCUGACUAAUGAUUUAAUAAUACUAAAUAACUUUUAAAGUGACGAAUAAAUAGAAAAAUUUCGCCGUUUAUGUAUUAUAGUUUAAAUUAUUAUUGUUUCAUGAUUUAAUUCAAUUUUUACUUGAAAUUAUUUUAAGCUCACUCGAGCACUAAUCUGGCCAGCAAGGAGCCCUGCCAAACCAUUGUCCAUUUGUAGCAACAGCAAAAAUCCUGCUGCUUGCUGAGCCGUCAGGCCAACGGCCAGCAAAAUGGGCAAAAUAUUUAGGGGAGUGUCCAGUGUGCCGCCAUCUUAAGCUAAUGAAUCCCCCAGUUGCUGUCUCCAGUAGGCUAAAUUUUACCUAGCCCAACUCCAGAAUUAAAAAUGUGUUAUUGCUUACUUAAACACAUUAUUAUUAUUAAUUAAUUAAAAAAUAAUUAUUGUAAAUAUAAAAGCUCAAUUUAUAACUACUGUACUGAUGACAACCUGAGACGAUUAAUGUCCUUGCGGCAGACACCCAACUCUUAUGAGGUAGCUAAGUAGUAACCAAUUCUAAACUCUUACAAGCAUUACAAUCUAUUAAUUCCAUACAUGCAACAUUUAUUUUUAAAUCUACAAAUACCUGAUACAAAUGAAGAAUUACAGAUAACUUUCUUUUCACAUUUGCAUCUGUUAACAUUGCUGGUAGUAUUGUAGCCUGGUUAGACUCAUCAAUGAGGCUACUGGGCCAAGCUGUGAGGUAUUAAGGUUGUCUUUCAUCUCGUAUUUUCGGGUAGAUAUACGUAAAUUUUUUCAUUUAUUUUUACUCGGUUGCAUGCACACACCAUCCAACAUACAUACUAUGAAAAGGUAAAAGAAAUCGUUGCCCUUAGAGCAAACACAAAGGGAAUGUGCAUUUCUUUGCACACGAGUUAGCUGGCUGGCUCAGUGGGGGAGCAGGAGGCGAGACUGCCCCCCCCCCCCCACACACCAUUGUUAUGGUGAACCAGGGCGUAUAUGCAAAUGGUGACUAAACUAUCACAUCUCUCAUUGCCAUGUCUUCAGCUUGUGAAGUGAGGGUAAGGAGUGGCAUGCCUUGGUGAAGUGUUUAUACUGCAUGUUACCCUGCAAGAAAUGUGGUACUGUACAAUACAAUUGUUUUAGUUGUUCUGAUGAUUUUAUUUUUGGCAUAUUAUGCUGUUACUUAAUUUAGUGGUUUUUAUAUUCUAGUCAUUACAGUGCAAAGUGUAGGAAGUUUAAUGCAUCCUACAUUCAUUGGUACUAUAUAUUUGGAGGAGUAAAGUGAUCUUACUGGUUUAGGAGCUAACCUUACUUUGGGUACUUUAGAUUAUUUAUUAAAAAAUGAAAAUAAAUGUAUUCUACUAUAACAAAAUAAACUAUAUUCAUG
This is a messenger RNA of Homarus americanus (American lobster), 3160 nucleotides long. RefSeq names its product cyclin-dependent-like kinase 5 (gene Cdk5). NCBI's taxonomy places the organism in Eukaryota, Metazoa, Arthropoda, Malacostraca, Decapoda, Nephropidae. The record is from RefSeq and is a predicted model, not a curated record. Bases 92 to 982 code for a protein of 296 amino acids. Gene Ontology annotation, cellular component: nucleus; cytoplasm. The transcript has 7 exons. Gene Ontology annotation, molecular function: cyclin-dependent protein serine/threonine kinase activity; ATP binding. Gene Ontology annotation, biological process: axonogenesis; neuron apoptotic process; protein phosphorylation.